Messenger RNA from Triticum turgidum subsp. durum (durum wheat), 435 nucleotides. NCBI's taxonomy places the organism in Eukaryota, Viridiplantae, Streptophyta, Magnoliopsida, Poales, Poaceae. The record is from the annotation of a GenBank genome assembly.
AUGCAUCCGACAGGUGAAGCACCACCUUUACUAGCAACCAUCCAGGAAGACGACGAGCUAGCGAGCCAAUCAAUGAAGAGCGGAGGAGGAGUAGAAAGCAGCAGGUGCGAGGUGGAGGCCGCGGGCAUCACUGUCUCCGUCCGGCCUCACCCGCUCAAGAUAUGGAGCAGGCCCAACGACCUCCUCCUCGACGCCACCGGCGACCCUGCUGCGCUCGCACCUCUGCCGGUGAGCCACAACAGCCGGUGCCGCCUAGUGCUCCGCAACGUCAGCUGCCGCGCGCGCCCCGGCGAGCUGCUUGCCAUCAUCGGACCCAGUGGUGCCGGCAAGUCUACGCUGCUCAAGAUCCUCUCCAGCCGCCUUGAGCCCAGCUUCUCCCCUCCUACUGACCUCCGCGUCAAUGACUCGCCUGUGGACACCGCGGCCCUGCGCUGA